GGCAGCUUUUGGCUUGGACGGUGGUGCUGCUGGUGUCAGACCCGAGAGGAAAAUCUCGCCGAUGGCGGCUGCAUGUAGUCGGUUGAGCUACGGCGCAACGCGUAUUUCGUUGCUUUUUAACACAGCGUAUCUCAGUUUUUUGUCGAUUUAAAUAAACUAAAAAAAUAAUCACCUCGAGGGUUGUAAUAACGGAUAUUUUAAAAGUUUAUUCAUCUCUGAAAAGCUGUCGAGUGAGAUGAGAGCCCGAGUCCUGUGAGAGUUUGUGAUUUUGAAUUAAGUAAAACGGGCUGAGGAAAAAAAUCAGUGUUCACUAUAGGUGUCGAUGUGUGAAAAAAAAUCUACUCCGUUUGUGGAAAAAGAGAGCGGAAGUGCGGGUGUAAGAUUAUUUCGGCAUAGUCAUCUAAGACUUGUUAGCUGUCUAGUUGACUGCAAUUUAUCAUUUUUAAAUUUAAUAAACCCGAUUCAAAAGUAUCAGAAGCCGCUGGUCAUCCAGCUCAACUCACUUAUCCGCUACAAUGCCUCGGUGUGAUUAUAAAUCCAUUAGUUUAAAAGUAAAGUAGAAUAAAUAAUAAUAAUAAGUAAUAGUAGUGCCCAAGUGCCUUUGGAUUUAAAUGGUGCAUGACUCGACGGCGAUUGAUUACUGGCAGGCUGAAUAAAACUAGUGAUUGGUGAAGAACCGUCCGACAAUUCAGUCUAUUCAGUAACACAAAUGGUUGUAAGCAAAAGGGCUUCCCACCUGUAACCGCUCGAUAGAGCCGUCGGGUAAUGCUGCUCUGCGAAGAGCAAAUCCCUUUGGAUAUUGACGAAGCCCCAAAAGCAUCAGUAGAACCAGGCUGGGGCCUAAUCCCUCAGCUUCUACUACUGAAACCGACGGCACCGGCGUAAGCCUUGCCAUCCAAAUGGGCUCUAAUGAUUAACUGUUUAUGUGAAUAUGCAUCCAUUUGUAACGCGUGACAAAACACAUUUGUAUUAUUGUCAUUAUCAUCACCAUCAUUUACGUUACCAUUAUUAUUAUUUACUGUUGUUAUUCGUAAAUUUUAAGUGAUUGAACGGGAUUGUAAUGGAUAAUUAAUAUGCAUCACGAGAUUAAACCGACAGACGAUAAUGAUUAAUUUACAGCUGUGUCUACGGAAGUCGGGGUGCGUUAGAAACCCAAGACACCUAGACGAAGCCCUUGUUAUUCCUCUUCUCUCGCUCUGGAUUAUUGGCUCGUUUUGUGUUAAAGACAUACCCAUAUCCCAUGUGGUGGCGAUCGUCGGCGACCCGACGUACCUUCCUUGCGACAUAUCGACAAACCAUGACGGGGACUCGGUCCACCUGGUGCUGUGGUACCGCGAGGACUUGGGCGCUUCUGUGUACAGCAUCGACGCACGUGACAGAGACUUUGACAUCGCGGAGCGGUGGUCAGACGACGCGGUCUUCAGCAACCGGGCGUACUUCCGCCCGGACAAGAAGCCCGCAGAGCUGGGGGUCGACAGAAUCCGCGAGGAAGACGCCGGGAUCUAUCGCUGCCGCGUCGACUUCCGCAUCGGGCAGACUCGUAAUUCCAAAGUCAACCUCACUGUUAUAGUUCCACCUAAAAAAAUAGCGAUUAUUGACGAGAACGGCAUCACGAGGGACAAACAAGUCGGGCCGUAUCUCGAGGGUGACGACCUAGAAUUACACUGUGAUGUUUAUGGCGGUAAGCCUCCGCCAUCGGUAACCUGGUACCGUGGCCAUAAAUUGAUCAGCAAUAAAGCAGAGAUCGUGAGGGAGGGUGUGCUCCGUAGCACGAUUCUAAUAAAAAAUUUAGGACGACGAGACGUGCAGUCCGAGCUGACAUGUAGUGCAAACAAUAACAACAGAUCUAUACCCUUAUCAUCAGCCGUCCGGAUCGACAUGACCUUUGGUCCUCUGGAUGUUAAAAUAAUCGGGGCGAACCAGCCGCUGUCCGCCAACAAGAGAUACGACCUGGUGUGUGCCACAUCGGGUUCACGACCCCCGGCGCUGGUUACUUGGUGGCGUGAUGGCCAGCGCUUAAAUGACUCGAACGAGACGACGUCAAACGACGGCAACGUGACAACCAGUGUGCUGUCAUUUGUACCUAGCAAAAGUGAUGCUGGCAGACACUUAUCGUGCCGAGCGGAAAAUCCGAUAAUGGGAAUGGGCCCGAUUGAGGACGAGUGGGUAUUAGAAAUACAGUACAGACCGGAGACACGAAUCCAAUUGGGUACAUCGCUGAAUAGAAAUGCCAUACGCGAAGGCACUGAUGUAUAUUUCGACUGCUUGAUAAAUGCUAAACCGGGCGUUUAUAAGGUCGAGUGGCGUCAUGACAACCGUACACUUCAGCACAACACAACUCAGGGUAUAAUUAUAAGCAACCAGAGCCUAGUUUUACAGGGUGUAGAGAGAAGGAGUGCCGGUAAUUAUACUUGUGUCGGUUACAAUACCGAGGGCGACGGCGAAAGUACACCCUUCCACCUGAAUGUCAUGUUUGCACCGACUUGUAAACCAAAUCAGACCAAAAUUCACGGGGUCGCUAAACAAGAGAAAGCUAAUAUCUCCUGCCAGGUUGACGCAAAUCCUCCGGUUGUUGAAUUUCGUUGGACAUUCAACAACUCAGCGGAAAGUAUCGAUGUCGCCGCUGGCCACAUUGUCAAGUCGGGUACGUCUUCAGUUGUUUCGUACACGCCCAUGACUGAAUUGGAUUACGGAACGCUGCUCUGCUGGGCGAACAACAUUAUCGGGAACCAGCUGAUACCCUGUGUGUACCACAUUAUACCCGCGGGACACCCAGACAUGGUUCACAACUGCACGACCCACAAUGCGUCCACCAGUUCCUUUUCCGUGAGAUGCACCGAGGGUUUCAACGGCGGUCUCCAGCAGUCGUUUCUUCUCGAAGUUCGCGAGAGCAACACCCAAGAGAUACGGGCUAAUUUAACGUCUGCGACGCCGCAAUUUAGCGUCACGCAUCUCGAUCCCGGGCUCCUUUACCAUGCAUGUAUUUACGCUUUUAAUGAAAAGGGCAGGAGCGAACCGAUGGUUGUUCAAGCGGGUACUUUGAGACUACCCGAGAAACAAUUGACUUCUGAAACUGCUGGUAAAUCAAGAGAAAGACCACGUCAUCACGUUAAAUUGACUCCAAUGCUGAGUGUGAUGAUCGGUGUGGUAGCGGCUCUAGUAAUAGUCGCAGUAAUUGUAAUGAUCGUACUAAGAAUACAAAAUGGAAAUCCCGACGACCAGGGGAAAGCACAUCUUGAGGAUCUUGACAAGAAUACAAAAGUAAUACCAAUUCAACGAGAACUGAGAUUCCGUGAGGGAUGUAAUUUACUUGUCGACGAAAAACAUACCACCGGCACGUUUGGAAAAUCGCUUGAGGCUAACGCCGGCGAAUUGAGCGAGAGCGACGAUAAGAAUCCUGAUAUAAUCCCCCAACAAGUUGCUAACGCCGCAGAAGAGCCAUCGGAUUACGUGAGGAAAAGGCGUCUUCAGGCAGUAUCAACUAUAGACACCUCUCCCUCUCGGAGUCUUCUCGAGCAGCCGUCUAUGCAGCCACAAGCACUCGCCGGCCAUGGGAAUUAUGUCGGUUAUUGUACCAUACGAAGUGGUAUGCCAUUACGUGAGCUAUCCGCCUUAACAUCGGGUAAACACAAGGGCUUUCAGCCGAUGAUGAAUAACCAAGUGUAUGAAACUGGUAUGUGCACAUUACCAAGACAGCACUGGCCAAGUCCUGGUAUAGCGCACCACCAGUCAAUAACAAUGACAAUGAAUCCGCCCGUACUUUAUUCCGGUCUCGGUAUGCUGAGGACCUGCCCCAGUGCAACAAUUCUCGCAAAAGACAACGAGACCCAGUCAUCGCGCGUCGUACUGCCACAGCAGAGAUGUGUGCAAACCUCAUCCUCGACAGCCUCCUCCAAGGACACCAGCACGAUGCCAAUGGCCCAGGGUCCCGUGACCAAGAGGGAAAGCUCCGUGUGACCUACUACCCGCAAUAUUAUCAUCAAAAUCUUUCGCUCGUCAGCCUUAUCUUACUUUUUUUAUCGCUACCAUACAUUUUAAACACAUGACAUCGCGCGUUUAAGCCCUGUAUGAAACUGCGACGAUCGAUUUACUUCCCAACACUAAGAGGUACAGCACACAUCCAUUCGCACUACACACACAGACUUACUCUAAUAACAACAACAAUAAUAACAAUAACAAUAACAAUACUAAUAACACCAACAUCAACUGAAAUUUUUAAAAAAAUCCCAGCAACCAACAAACAAUUAUUUUGCCUCUCUACGUUCGAUCAAGUGCCCUUUUUACAUAUUUACAAAGGACUUAAUCAACUACUUUCGUCAGUACACUUGUCGUGUCAUUUUUUAAUUAUAAAUAAAUAAAUAAAAAUAAUAACAAUAAUAAUAAUAACAAAGACGAGAUAAAUUUCAAAUGAGACUAAAAGACGAAAAUUGUAUGAAGAACAUUAUUAUUAUUAAUAAUGAAUGGAUGAAUGAGUGGAUGAAUUCGCGCUCUUGUAAAUAUUGAAACUUUAAAUAUUUAAAUAUUUUAUACACAUUUCUAGCACCUCAUUAAUUGAAUCAUAAAUCAUAUUUGUCCGGUAUUAUGACAUUAAACAUAACAUUUGAUUGGUUUUAAAUCGGGUGACAAGUGAAAUUUAUCUGACAUAUAAAUAUAUAGAUAUAUAAAUAUAUAUGGUACUGUGUAUGUUGUAAUAACAUCUGAGACUAGUUAUAAUUACAAUAAUAAUAAAUAUAAAUAUAUAUAUAUAUAUACAUACAUACAUUCAUACAUACAUAAAAAAAUUGAUUGCAUACCAGAAUGUAGCAGACGCGCGCGUUUUAAAAAUUCAAAAGAAUUUAAACGGAGUUAAGUUAUUUAUUUAAAUAAUAAAUUCUCAACGAGACAUAUCGUUCAGUUUUCCAUCACGGAAACCGAGUUUGUAUACAAAGAAAAUUAAAUAGAUAAUAAACUAAGUGUUAUUGUGUAAUGCUGAACAUCCAGUUGAUUAUUACGUCGGUCUGCUUAAUUCCGGUAAAUAUUGUUGCCGUUUAUAAAUGUGCAACAAUCUGUAAAAUGUGUAUUAUAAAGAAUAAACAUAAAAAAAACAAUAAAAAAAAGUUAUUCCUCUUCGCAGUCUGUCGAAUAAUAAUAAUAAAUUAAAAUAAAAUAUUAAGUGUUCGAAUGAAGUCAAAAUCAUUUGAAUUAUUUAAAUAAUAAAUUAUAUUAAUACGUGGAUUACAUAAACUUUAAGACCAAUUUAUUCAUUAAAUCCUUGCAUAACUUUCCCUUUGACUUGACGACUAUGCUGGAAUUAAGUUGGGCCAUUAGAAAAUUGCCUCGUUUCAACCAACUUUUCAUAACACGAAGCCAAAAAAUUUCAGCUGCCAUUAAUGGAAUUGAUACGACGAAUUGAUUAACAUUCCAUUUAAAUAACUUGUUUAUUCAAAUUAAUUAUUGAAUUUUAUUAAUUUACAAAUUUGAAUAGUGGCUAUGAUUAACGGGCGCUUUGUUUUUAUUUAUUCCCAGGAAAACACGCACGUAAAUUUAAUAACAUUUUUAAAAUUCAAUUGGUGCUAUAAUUUAUCCAGUUUAAAUUAUCGUUAAAUUGAAAUGUUUUAAUGCUUUAUUACUCACUGU
Molecule: messenger RNA, 5616 nt
Organism: Microplitis demolitor
Lineage: Eukaryota; Metazoa; Arthropoda; Insecta; Hymenoptera; Braconidae
Product: neural cell adhesion molecule 2
Exons: 8
Coding region: 1105-3957 (950 amino acids)
Molecular function (GO): protein binding
Source: RefSeq, a predicted model, not a curated record